This is a messenger RNA of Quercus robur (English oak), 2616 nucleotides long. Its product is annotated as long chain acyl-CoA synthetase 1. Lineage: Eukaryota; Viridiplantae; Streptophyta; Magnoliopsida; Fagales; Fagaceae. The record is from RefSeq and is a predicted model, not a curated record. Bases 404 to 2368 code for a protein of 654 amino acids. Gene Ontology annotation, molecular function: long-chain fatty acid-CoA ligase activity. Gene Ontology annotation, cellular component: membrane; endoplasmic reticulum. Gene Ontology annotation, biological process: cutin biosynthetic process; wax biosynthetic process; fatty acid metabolic process. The transcript has 20 exons.
CUGUUUGCGUAAUAAUUAAAAUAAAAUAAUAUAAUAUAAUAUAAGCCUUUUGUUUUGUCAAAUGGGAUUUCUUGUGUAUGUCUGAGGAUUAAUUUCAGUGUUUCCAAGGACCAUGGUUUAGUUUGCGCCAACCUUUUUUAUGCGGCUAGUGUGAUCACUGAUGGCGUCAUAUGCGUCAUGAGUCAUGAAGAUUCGUUUUGUUUUUCAUUUGAGUUCUAUUUUGUUUUCUUUUUCCUGUGGACUUUUGCAUAUGGUUUUAGAUAUACUAUUUAAGUUCUAAAACUAUGUCCAGCUGACUCUUUUUUCUUUUUCUUUACCAUCUCUGACAUUAAAAUGUUCAUAGCUUUGGGUUUGUAAUUUUGUUUUCAUAUUUCUCAUAUCAGGUUUCAGAAUUUGGAAAAAAAUGAAGAUUUUUUCAGCUAAGGUUGAAGAGGGAAGAGAAGGCCUAGGUGAGAAGCCAGCAGUUGGUCCUGUGUAUCGUAAUUUACUCUCCAAGAAUGAGUUUCCUCCACCUGAUCCCAAUAUUAGUACAGCUUGGGAUGUUUUCAGCGUAUCUGUGGAGAAGAAUCCUCAAAAUAGGAUGCUUGGAUGGCGUAAAUUUGUUGAUGGGAAGCUAGGACCUUAUGUAUGGAAGACAUACAAGGAAGUUUAUGAUGAAGUCAUGUGUAUUGGUUCUGCAUUAAGAGCAUCUGGUGCUGAACCUGGCUCCCGGGUUGGGAUUUAUGGAUCAAACUGCCCUCAGUGGAUUAUGGCCAUGGAGGCUUGCAACGCCCACAGUUUGGUUUGUGUGCCUCUUUAUGAUACCCUUGGGCCAGGUGCUGUCAAUUUUAUUCUCGAUCAUGCAGAGGUUGAUUUUGUUUUUGUCCAGGAUAAAAAAGUGAAAGAACUACUAAAUCCUGAUUGUAAAUCUGCUCAACGGCUGAAAAUUAUGGUGUGCUUCACUUCCUUGACAGAGGAAGAGGAGAAUAAGGCAGCUGAAAUUAGGAUAAAACCAUAUUCAUGGAAUGAGUUCCUUCAUAUGGGAAAAGAAACCCCAUCAGAGAUUUGUCCACCUCAGGCUUUCCACAUUUGCACAAUUAUGUACACAAGUGGCACGAGUGGAGAUCCUAAAGGUGUUGUGUUAACACAUGAGAACAUUGCCUCUUUUAUAAGAGGGAUGGAUCUAUUUAUGGCACAAUUUGAAGACAAGAUGAAUGAAGAUGAUGUGUAUCUUUCUUUCCUGCCCCUGGCUCAUAUCCUUGAUCGCGUGAUUGAAGAGUAUUUUUUCCGUAAUGGUGCUUCUGUUGGCUACUAUCAUGGGGAUCUUAAUGCAUUGCUGGAUGAUUUGAUGGAGCUGAAGCCAACACUCUUUGGUGGGGUACCUCGAGUUUUUGAAAGAGUGCAUGAAGGUAUAAAAAAAGCAUUACAAGAACUCAAUCCAGUAAGGAGAAAAAUUUUUGACAUUCUGUACAGACACAAACUUGCUUGGAUGAAGUUUGGGUGUAAACAGAAAAAUGCAUCACCGUUAGCUGAUCUGUUGGCAUUCAGGAAGAUUAAAGCCAGAUUAGGUGGUCGGGUCCGGCUAAUAUUAUCUGGAGGAGCACCCUUGAGCUCUGAGGUGGAAGAAUUCUUGCGGGUUACUUGUUGUGCCUUUGUUGUCACAGGUUAUGGGUUGACAGAAACUUGUGGACCAACUACUAUGGGCUUUCCUGAUGAGAUGUGCAUGAUUGGUACUGUCGGUACCCCUACUUUGUACAAUGAGCUGCGCCUUGAGGAGGUCCCAGAGAUGGGUUACAACCCACUUGGGGAGCGAGCAUGUGGUGAGAUAUGUGUGAGAGGGAAGAGUGUCUUUUCCGGGUACCACAAAAAUCCUGAAUUAACAAGAGAGUCCAUCAAAGAUGGCUGGUUUCAUACAGGGGACAUAGGGGAAAUGCUUCCAAAUGGAGUUGUUAAGAUUAUAGAUAGAAAGAAGAAUCUCAUAAAACUUUCCCAAGGAGAGUAUGUUGCACUAGAGCAUUUGGAAAAUGUUUAUGUUAUCACUCCAAUUGUUGAAGAUAUCUGGGUAUAUGGGAACAGCCUUAAGUCAAAGCUAGUUGCAGUAGUUAUACCACAUGAAGAAAACGCCAAAAAGUGGGCAUAUUCAAAUGGUCAUGUGGGUUCAUUCGCUGAACUGUGUUCCCUUGAUCAGUUAAAGAAUUAUGUGCUCGCUGAGCUGAAGUUUACUGCUGAGAGAAACAAGCUGAGAGGUUUUGAACAAAUCAAAGGAAUCAUUCUAGAUCCCCUUCCCUUUGAUAUGGAAAGAGAUUUAGUAACAGCAACAAUGAAGAAGAAAAGAAAUAAGUUGCUUAAAUUGUAUCAGGCACAAAUUGACAAACUCUAUGGAAUUUGACUGGAUGGCAAUAAUAAAGGUUUUGGGAUUAAUAAGAGACAGUUGGUACGGGAGUUGUGUAUGCAAAUGUAUCAGUUGUCCCUCUCCUCAAAUUGCCUACAAAAUUGUUGUCCUACUGGUGUAAUUUCUCUGCUGAAUACUAAUUCAGAGUGUGAAAAAUGUAGAGUGUGAAACUGUGUUACAUCUUAGUCCUCUUAUGUGUUGGAUUUUGUUCAUGAUAAUAAUUCAUUUCCAACAUAUCAAAAUUA